UGAUACCUGAAUGUCAUUACACAUGGCUUCAAGCAACAAAAUGAACCUCGAAACAUGCAGCCUAUACAUUUACAUGACGAGGCGCUUAAAGUUGUUGUUUACUGGCAUGUGCCUUGGAAUUACAGGAUUUUUGGUUGUAUGGAUUUACUUUGGAAGUAAAGAAGUGAAACAACCUCCAACCAGCAUUUUGCUUCAGCACUUUGCCAAACUUUACAACUCCAGAAACUUCUCCACCCCUCCUGCUGAUGUUCAGCUAGAAAUCACUUCAGAAAACCCAGAGUCAAAUUUAAGAUCAUUUUACUCUGGAAUUGGAAUCAGUUCAGAAAGUUACUCCAGUUUACAGCAGGAAAUCUACUGGGCCGAACCGGACAGACCAAUAACAGAUGUGUCUAUGAGUACAAGUGCAGCUCACUCCACUUUCAUCAUUCAGAACCUAAAAGACAGCUACCAAAUAGGAGAGGAGCUUUUUGUUACUAUCCAUGCCAGGGACUUUAACAAUGAAUCUAAACGUUAUGGAGGAGAUUACUUUCAAGCAAAGCUUUUCUCAUCCGAAAACCCCCCAAAGGCCAGUGUGUUUGGGGAGGUGGUGGAUUUGCUCAAUGGCUCUUACUCUGUGCGUUUUCUUCUGCCGUGGGUUGGACAGGCACAGGUGGCUGUGCGUCUGAUCCACUCCAGUGAAGGGGUGCAGGUCCUCAAGCAUCACAGAGACACGGAUUCUGACAGAAUUUACUUUCUUGGAUAUUUUGAAGGUCCAGGACCAGAUGGGAACAGGUAUACAGAAACAGUGAGGUGUAAUGUGAAGUGGGACAGGAAUGGACUGGAGAGGAUGGGGACUGGAGAUUGCUGCUGUGAUUAUAAAGAUCCUCGCAAUGGAGAAGAAUGGCGCUGUGAGAGACCCAAUUCCUUGCCAUGCAGCGCUCACAUCUAUCACUCUAUGGGCGGGUAUUACAAUCGUGUGACAGACAAAGAAGCAAUGUUUAUGAGUGAAACCAACAAAUACAUCAAUGGACAAACAACACCGAUCAAUAUUCUUCCUUCCAAUGAAACAGUGCGAAUUGAUGUAACACAGAAAUGUCGUCCUGGUUUGCACUCACCAGUUCCAGCUGGGUUUUAUCUGGAUGAUGUUUGGGAGUCCUUUGUGUGUAGCACCCGUCAUUUUACUGCCGGAACAAUAGCACAGUGCCUGAAAGACAAACACAUCUACCUGAUGGGAGACUCUUCUUUGAGACAGUGGUUUGACUUCUUGCUGGAAGCAGAACCAACUUUAAAGUGGAUGAACAAUCAUGUUGAAUAUCAGGCAGGGCCUCUUAUAGCAGUGGAUGUGGAGAACAACAUUGACUUACACUGGAGGUCUCACGGUCUUCCUCUACGCUUUGUUAAAACACAAGUGACUAAUAUCCACUACAUCUGUAAUCAGAUUGAUGAUCUGACUGGAGGAUCUCACACUUUUAUUGUAUUUAAUCUGGGGCCACACUUCACAACAUACCCUCUCGAGUACUUCACCCGAAGAGUGAUGAGGGUCCGCAAAGCUGUGCUAGAUAUGUUACAACGGGCACCAGACACUACCUUUAUAAUCAAGACUGUAAACACCGGCUAUAAGGAUGUGUUUGGCAGUGACUGGUAUUCUCUGCAGUUGGACAGAAUCAUACGGUGGGCUUUUAAGGAUGUUAAUGUUUAUAUUUUGGAUGUUUGGCAAAUGACAUCCUGUCACUACAAUGAAGAGGACAUUCAUCCAGGUCCUGUCAUUAUCAAAAAUGAGAUAGACAUUUUGCUUUCUUUCAUUUGCCCUGAAUGAUUUUGUCAGUAGCAAUGAGGAGGUAAAAGCAGCAGUCUUUAACUUUAUUUUAUAUAUAUAUUGAAUGUGUUAAACAUGGUAAUACACUAUAAGUUUUUUUACAAUAUAAGAAAUAGUGGCAGAACAUUAGUACUUGUUUAUUGUCUUAUUGCGCUUCUUUUUAUAAUUCUUUAACCUGUUUAAAUCUUUUGAAAUGGUCUCCUUGUUUGUUGCCAUGGACAUUCAUUGAUUCACCACUUCCUUCUUGUUUGUUGUCAUGGUAAUUUAUUUCCUCUGCUCUGUCAUUGGUUGUCAUCAUGUUUAAAUACUCUGUCUGUUCAUUGCCUGUUGGUCAGUCAUUGGUAAUGUGAAUGUUUUAUGUAUGCUGUCAUGUUCUUGACUGUGUUCCUGCCCAUGUUUUGU
This is a messenger RNA of Paramisgurnus dabryanus, 2197 nucleotides long. Lineage: Eukaryota; Metazoa; Chordata; Actinopteri; Cypriniformes; Cobitidae. The record is from RefSeq and is a predicted model, not a curated record.